UCUGUUCCACCCGAUCUCUCCCGCCACCGAGCACCCAUAGCCGCCGCCGCCGCCGCCGCAUCCCCUCCUAGCGGCGGCGCCUACCCCGCUCUUAUUGUCUGUCUCGGCCGUCGCGUUUCCAUCCGUACCGCGAGGAGCAACAACCAUCAUGGCGGGCGCUCGCCGCGACGCCGGAAAGCGCCACUGCGGCGUUUACUCGAGCACCUUCCUCCAUCGGGAACGCGCUCCACAUCUUGCCCAGCAGGAAGCGGCCGAUGACCGUCCUCCAUGACGUCAGCGGGGUCGUCAAGCCCCGGAGGAUGACUCUGCUGCUCGGACCUCCCGGAUCAGGCAAGACCACCUUGCUCCUGGCGCUGGCAGGGAAGCUCGACAAGGACCUCAGGGUUUCAGGGAAGGUUACCUACAAUGGGCACGGGAUGAACGAGUUUGUCCCCGAGAGGACAGCGGCCUACAUCAGCCAGCACGAUCUCCACAUUGGGGAGAUGACUGUGAGGGAGACCUUGGCCUUCUCGGCGCGGUGCCAAGGUGUUGGCACUAGAUAUGAAAUGCUGACUGAGUUGGCGAGAAGAGAGAAGGCAGCAAACAUCAAGCCAGAUCAUGAUAUUGAUGUCUAUAUGAAGGCCUCAGCUAUGGGUGGGCAAGAAUCCAGUAUUGUUACAGACUACAUACUGAAGAUAUUAGGCUUGGAGGUCUGUGCUGAUACGGUGGUAGGAAAUGAGAUGAUGAGGGGUAUUUCUGGUGGUCAACGAAAGCGUGUCACAACAGGUGAAAUGCUUGUUGGUCCAGCAAGAGCUUUGUUCAUGGAUGAGAUAUCCACUGGACUGGACAGCUCAACCACAUACCAGAUUGUGAAUUCGCUUAGGCAGACUAUCCACAUCCUUGGUGGAACUGCAGUCAUUUCCUUGCUCCAGCCAGCGCCUGAAACAUACAACUUGUUCGAUGACAUUAUACUCCUAUCUGAUGGGCAUGUUGUAUACCAGGGCCCCCGUGAAAAUGUGCUCGAGUUCUUUGAGUUCAUGGGCUUCAGAUGCCCUGCCAGAAAGGGUGUUGCUGACUUCUUGCAGGAAGUGACAUCAAGGAAAGACCAGGGGCAGUACUGGUAUCGGCAGGACAGGCCAUACUGUUUUGUGCCUGUGAAGAAAUUUGCAGAUGCAUUCAGUACAUUCCACGUGGGCCGGUCCAUACAAAAUGAACUUUCAGAGCCAUUUGAUAGGACCUGGAGCCACCCUGCUGCUCUAGCUACUUCAAAGUUUGGUGUCAGCAGGAAGGAGUUGCUCAAAGCCACUAUUGACAGGGAGCUUCUACUCAUGAAGAGGAAUGCAUUUAUGUACAUUUUCAAGGCUGUUAAUCUUACUGUUAUGUCGUUUAUUGUGAUGACCACAUUUUUCCGUACCAAUAUGAAACGAGAAGAAUCUUAUGGAGGCAUCUACAUGGGAGCACUCUUCUUUGCCCUCGACACAAUCAUGUUCAAUGGUUUCGCAGAGCUUGCCAUGACUGUCAUGAAGCUUCCGGUUUUCUUCAAGCAGAGGGAUCUUCUCUUCUUUCCUGCAUGGGCCUACACCAUACCAUCAUGGAUUCUUCAGAUCCCUAUCACAUUUUUGGAAGUUGGGGUUUAUGUUUUCACCACAUACUAUGUCAUUGGAUUUGAUCCCAGUGUGAUCAGGUUCUUUAAGCAGUAUCUGCUGCUCCUUGCACUCAAUCAGAUGUCAUCUGCUCUUUUCCGCUUCAUUGCUGGAAUUGGAAGAGACAUGGUUGUGUCUCAUACCUUUGGCCCCUUAGCGCUGUUGGCUUUUCAAACACUGGGUGGCUUUAUACUUGCACGACCUGAUGUGAAGAAAUGGUGGAUUUGGGGUUACUGGAUCUCUCCUCUAUCCUAUGCACAAAAUGCCAUUUCAACAAAUGAAUUUUUGGGGCACAGUUGGAACAAAAUUCAAAAUGGAACAACCGUGGGAAUUGUUGUUCUUCGAAGUCGCGGUGUCUUUACUGAAGCUAAGUGGUAUUGGAUUGGGCUCGGUGCCUUGGUUGGAUAUACUCUCCUCUUCAACCUGCUCUACACUGUAGCUCUUGCGGUUUUGAGUCCAUUCACUGAUUCCCAUGGAUCAAUGUCUGAAGAGGAAUUGAAAGAAAAACAUGCCAGCUUAACUGGUGAAGUCAUAGAGGGUCAUAAGGAAAAGAAAUCUAGGAGGCAGGACCUGGAGCUGUCCCACAGCGUUGGCCAAAACUCUGUGCAUAGCAGCGUGGAUUCUAGUCAGAACAGGAAGGGAAUGACACUCCCAUUUCCACCAUUGUCACUUACCUUUAAUGACAUAAGAUACUCAGUGGACAUGCCCGAGGCAAUGAAAGCGCAAGGAGUGACAGAAGACCGUUUGCUUCUUUUGAAGGGUGUUAGCGGUUCUUUUAGGCCAGGAGUCCUAACUGCAUUGAUGGGUGUUAGUGGUGCUGGAAAGACCACCCUUAUGGAUGUCUUAGCUGGCAGAAAGACUGGGGGCUAUAUUGAGGGAGAUAUUACCAUAUCAGGAUAUCCAAAGAAGCAAGAGACAUUUGCACGCAUAUCAGGAUACUGUGAGCAAAAUGAUAUUCAUUCUCCACAUGUAACAGUGUAUGAAUCACUCCUAUUUUCUGCAUGGCUACGCCUUCCUUCAGAUGUCAACUUAGAAACAAGAAAGAUGUUCAUUGAGGAGGUCAUGGAUCUCGUAGAGCUCACAUCACUGAGGGGUGCACUUGUUGGGCUUCCUGGAGUGAGUGGUCUGUCAACUGAGCAACGCAAGAGGCUAACUAUUGCUGUGGAGCUUGUUGCCAACCCUUCAAUUGUUUUCAUGGAUGAGCCAACCUCCGGCCUUGAUGCUCGUGCAGCUGCAAUUGUGAUGAGGACUGUAAGGAAUACUGUCAAUACUGGAAGAACUGUCGUUUGCACCAUUCACCAGCCAAGCAUUGACAUAUUUGAAGCGUUUGAUGAGCUUUUCUUAAUGAAGAGAGGUGGAGAAGAGAUAUAUGUUGGUCCAGUGGGCCAGAAUUCAUCAAAAUUGAUUGAGUACUUUGAGGGAAUCGAAGGUAUUAGCAAGAUAAAGGAUGGAUAUAACCCAGCCACAUGGAUGCUGGAAGUGACCUCUAGUUCUCAGGAAGAGAUCCUUGGGGUUGAUUUUAGUGAAAUCUACAGGCAAUCAGAAUUAUACCAAAGGAACAAGGCACUCAUAGAGGAGCUGAGCACACCACCUUCUGGCUCUAUUGAUCUGAAUUUCCCUACACAGUACUCCAGAUCGUUUUUUACUCAGUGCCUAGCUUGCUUCUGGAAGCAGAAAAAGUCAUAUUGGAGGAACCCAUCCUACACAGCAGUUAGGUUACUGUUCACCAUCGUCAUUGCACUCAUGUUUGGAACCAUGUUCUGGGACCUUGGACGAAAAACUAAAAAACAACAGGAUCUGUUCAAUGCCAUGGGAUCCAUGUACGCCGCAGUUAUAUACAUUGGAGUGCAGAACUCUGGUUCGGUUCAACCAGUGGUGGUGGUGGAGCGAACAGUCUUCUACCGAGAACGAGCAGCGGGCAUGUAUUCAGCUUUCCCGUAUGCAUUUGGACAGGUCGCGAUUGAAUUUCCCUAUAUCUUUGUCCAGACUUUGCUAUAUGGAGUGCUAGUCUAUUCAAUGAUUGGAUUUGAGUGGACUGUUGCCAAGUUCCUCUGGUACAUGUUCUUCAUGUACUUCACACUGCUUUACUUCACGUUCUAUGGGAUGAUGGCGGUUGGCUUGACUCCGAACGAAAGCAUAGCAGCCAUCAUCUCAUCGGCAUUCUACAACAUUUGGAACCUCUUCUCAGGAUAUCUAAUCCCCCGACCUAAACUGCCUAUCUGGUGGAGGUGGUACAGCUGGGCCUGCCCAGUCGCAUGGACACUCUACGGAUUGGUUGCCUCCCAGUUUGGUGACAUCACGCAUCCGCUCGAUGACUCGGUGACAGGCCAGUCCGUGGCGCAGUUUAUCGAGGAUUACUUCGGCUUCCGUCAUGACUUCCUGUGGGUUGUCGCAGUGGUGCACGUUGGGCUGACCGUGUUUUUCGCGUUCCUGUUCAGUUUUGCCAUCAUGAAGUUCAACUUCCAGAAGAGAUGAGGACAGGAGGCCCAGGCUAUUGGUAAUUUUUGCAUUCGAUUUUUUGGCAGUGGGUGGACAGCAUGCCUGCUGUGCGUGUAGCAUAGACCAUCGAUUAGACUAAGUAGCUAUCAUGUAAAUGGUAUAUAGAGUUUAUUUUGAAUUUCAAGCGUAUAGAAACACUAGAAGUUGUAUAGACAACAAACAAAAGCCUUGCCUUGUAAAGAGUUGAGCUUCCUGCUCCCUGAUCAGCUGUAGCUGAUACCUGUCAAGAGGCACGGGGCGCUUCUCAGAGAAUGUAAACCAUAUACUGUCAUUCUGACGAAUCAAUGGGAGCAGAAUUUUGACCAAGUACCUCUGUAGCAGAUGUCUUGAGAAUGUCAGAUUGGUACCUCAUGCCUCCAUGGAGCUUACAGUACGGUUAGCUCUGCAGCGUGUUGAGCAUUGCUCGUGUAAGUGCAACUGCAUUUGCAGCAACCGUUUGACGGGUAGCUUAGCUUGCAACGAAGAGACACCUAUUUUUUGUUGCUGCACCAAAGUCCAAGAUUGCCUUUCAGAAAAAAAGAAGUCCAAGAUGGCAAUGAAGCAGAGCAGUGGCGGUUGACGAUGACGGAGGAGAGCAGAGGCCCCAAGUUGUCACCUAAAAUGCCAGCCGAGCGGGUUCCUCUCCCUCCUUCCCUGUCAAGCUUGAGCAUCUGCCUUUUCCUCCUCCGUCCAUGUGAUCUAAGCACGAGCACGACGACGAGGAGGAUGACAACAACGAUUGUGCCAAUUCAGAGGACACGCUUUGCAUUGAUCCAUACUGCAGGUGCCCUUAUCCAUACUGCAGUUUAUGUACUUCAUUUUUUGUUGCCACAACGAAACUGUGCAGAAACAAAUGAAUCCUCAACCACAGCUGGAUCUCCACAUUCACAUAGGCGGAUUGUCAAGUCGCUUUGA
Molecule: messenger RNA, 5015 nt
Organism: Sorghum bicolor (sorghum)
Lineage: Eukaryota; Viridiplantae; Streptophyta; Magnoliopsida; Poales; Poaceae
Product: ABC transporter G family member 37
Exons: 20
Coding region: 255-4097 (1280 amino acids)
Cellular component (GO): membrane
Molecular function (GO): ABC-type transporter activity; ATP hydrolysis activity; ATP binding
Source: RefSeq, a predicted model, not a curated record